Messenger RNA from Pseudo-nitzschia multistriata, 1149 nucleotides. The record is from the annotation of a GenBank genome assembly. Lineage: Eukaryota; Bacillariophyta; Bacillariophyceae; Bacillariales; Bacillariaceae.
CAAAGAGAGCACGACGAAGGCCAAGAAAACAAGAACAAGAACAACCAGAACCAGAACCACGAACGCGGCAUGUACAGCCGGAGGGCACGGAGCACCCGGAACGCCUCGGCGGCCGGAAGCGGCGGGGGAACCCCCUCGAACGCCCGGACCACCCGCGGSCGGAGCCAAAAGGCCAAGCACCCCCGGCGGGGGGGGGCAAACCCCAACGCCGCCCGGCUCCGGGCCUCGAUCGACCGGCCGCCCGUGGUGCCCUGGGUGAGGGUGAUGCGCAAGCCGGCGGGCCACCUCCGCAACUCCUUCCUGGUCGAGAAGUGGGUCCGGCCGUCCGACCUGAAAGGGGCCGAGCGGGAGUCCUACGAGAAGACCCAGAGGGAAAGGGGGGAGGAGCGCAAGCUCUGGGCCGAGGCGCAGCAGCGGAGGAGGGAGCGGGAGGAGCUUGAAAAGCAGAAGGAGAAAGAAGAGAAGGAGAAAGAAGAGCGGGAAAAGGCCCGGAUCGCCGCCGAAGAAGCCGUGGAACAGCAGCCGCAACCACCCGCAGCUUCGGAAACAGCCAAAGAAACAGCCGCAGAACCGACGCCAGCGAUUGUGGGCGCAUCCUCGAGUGCAACGCCAAGCGCCACGCCAAGCGCCACGCCAGGUGCAACCGGGACGGGGCCUCUGGCACCGGGUGCGGCGCCGGGACCGCCAAACCCCUCGGCAACUCCGAACGGGAAGGAUGGGAAUCCGGGAGGGACGGAACCUCCGGCAACAGCGACGGCAACAGCGACGGCAACAGCGACGGCAACAGCGACGGCAACAGAAGCUCCCGUGGAGCCACCUGCCGAAGCAGCGAAGGAACCGGCGGAGCCGCCGGGGGCGCGAGAGCCCGCGGAACACGAACCGGCACGCCCGCCACAAGCAGCGACAACGCCGACGACCGACUCCGUGGGCGGUCCUCCCCACCCGCCGCAGCAGGAGCCGUCCAAACGGGCCUCCCCGCCGCCAUCGGUGGAGCCGGUGGCGAAGAAACCGAGGAUCGAGGAUCCCGCCGACGCCGGCUCGGUUCCUCCCCCGCAUUGAUACAGCGCCGCGCUUCGCUUCCAUCGACCGGGGAUGCCGCCAAAAACAAGCACGGUACCGCGCAGCUGGUGGGUUYUAUGUCUAUGGCAC